UGUCCCCGUCGCUCCUGCCGUGGCUCCUGUUAGCCUAGCUGGCAGUUUUAUUAAUCAUCAUCAUGGAUUGAACGGACUCUGACUGCUGUAUUUCACAUGGCAGGGCGGUGGAAAAGCAAUUUAUCCGACGGUUUCAUGAGAGGAAUAAGCCCCCGUCCUCAGCUUCAUCACAACAGAGAAAGAGGAGAGAAGGCGAGCGGUGACCAUGGAGGCUGUAUUUCACCCUCUCUUCCUCACAGUUGGCCAGCUGCCCUGGUUGCUUCUGACUCUGUUAACAUCGUGGACAGUCCUGUGUUCAGCAGAUAUAAAGCAGACAAGAUGGCCAUUAUAUUCCCAGAAACCAGUUCUUCUCGCCUGGAAUGCCCCGACACAGGAGUGUGCCCCGCGACAUGGCGUUACUUUAUCUUUGGACCAGUUUGACAUUGUGGCAUCCCCCAAUGAGGGCUUUGUCCGACAGAACCUCACAAUUUUCUAUAAGGAGCGCCUUGGGUUGUAUCCCUAUUAUGAGCGUGGUGGCACUGCAGUGAAUGGAGGCCUUCCACAGCUUGCCAGCCUCACUCAGCACUAUGAAAAGAUGCCUGACGGUUUGCAAAAAUACAUACGUGAGCCAGAGGCAAAAGGUUUGGCUGUAAUUGACUGGGAGGAGUGGCGCCCAUUGUGGAUCCGAAAUUGGGAUAUCAAAGAUAUCUAUCGAAGUAAAUCCCGUGAAAUGGUGGCCAAAAAGAACGUUAAGUGGACCCCAGAACAAGUGGGGAAAGUUGCACAGCAGGAAUUUGAGCUAUCAGCUCGCAAAUUCAUGCUGGAGACUCUGAAACUUGCCAAGAAUUUGAGGCCAAAUCAACUGUGGGGCUUCUACCUGUUUCCAGAUUGUUACAACCACGACUACAGGAGUGGCCUGGAGAACUACACAGGCCGCUGUCCUGCUGUGGAGAUGGCCCGCAAUGAUCAGCUCAACUGGCUGUGGAUGGAGUGUACGGCCUUGUUCCCGUCUAUAUACAUUGGUUCUGUACUCGGCUCUACAAAUUAUGGACGCCUCUUUGUCAGAAACAGGGUGAAGGAGGCGAUGCGCCUGGCAUCUGUCGGGGAUGGAUUAGCACGGCCUGUUUUUGUUUACACUCGCCCUACCUACAUGAAUCAGAUGCACCGCCUAACUCAGACUGAUCUGGUCUCUACCAUUGGUGAAAGUGUUGCACUUGGAGCUGCAGGUGUGAUCUUCUGGGGGGACACCUCCUACGCAAGCAGCAGCGCCAGCUGCUCCCACCUGAAUAAGUAUCUCCAGGGCGAGCUCGGUCGGUACCUUCUCAACGUGUCUACAGCAGCAGAACAGUGCAGCAAGGUGGUAUGCAAAUCUCACGGCCGUUGUCUGCGAAAAAUACCAGACAAUGACGUGUACCUACAUCUCAGCCCCUCGACACACAGCAUCACCAGUCAGGGUGGCCAGGUGAAGGUUACAGGCGCGCCUGGCCAAGCCGAGCUGGCUCUUUACCGCACACACUUCCAGUGCCAGUGCUACAGUGGGUACAGGGGUGAGGCCUGUGCUCAGAAAGAAAAAGGGCAGAAUAGAGCCUCCUCUGUCUUAGGGACCUGGCCUCUUUGCUUUUUACUCCCACUAGGACUCCUCACUCUGCUACACUGAGGAAACUGAGAAGCCCAAACUAUUAACUGCCUCUGCCAGCCCUGAAAAGGACAGUUCAGACUUUUUGACAUAAAGGGGGCAAGUUACUGUGCACCAGUGAUGCUGAUGUGUUGUCAGCAGCAGACAAUCAGUCCUGUCAUCAGAGAUCUCCCAUUACGAUGGGAGAUUUUUAUCCCAGCACACAGAGCUGGAGGAGCUCCAACCUCAGGACUGAUGUCAAUCUACCAAUAUUGCAACUGGUCAUUAACUUAUAUAAAAUUAUGUCAAAAAUCAGAUGUCUUAAAGGCCUCUGUCAUGCUCCAUGCUGACCCUGACCUCCAGAUGAGGAGAUGCUGUUUACCAUCACUAUGCAUUAAGUUAGACUAUAGUGUGAUUGUUGGACUGUUCCCAGAGAGGAUAAAAUGCCUGAAAAAAAGACUGCUUAAACUAAAAGUUUUUUUUAAUUAUUUAUCAUUUUUUAAUGAAGGACAGUAUAAUAGAGCAACAAAAGGCUUGAACAAAAAAGAGGAAGAAAGGUGCAUUUAAUGCCUAGCGACAUACAGUGUUGACAAGUCAUUCUUGCAUCACAACAGAACAACUUAAUGUAAUCUGCAUUUGCAUAUUGCUGCCCGUCUCAAACAUUAUAGUUUGUAUCUUUAAUAUCUGCUGAUGGGUCAAGCUGUUAGGUGUUGGCCUUAUGAAUGAAAUGUAAAUAUUUAAUUAUGCCAGACAGUAAUAAAUUAUGAGAAAUUUAAUCUGUAAAAUGAUUCGGCUUAUAGAAACAACAUGGCUGGACCUGCCUGUUUCACUUCCUAAUUGUGCCUUAACUGGGUGAUGAAGUGCUUUUUUUUUUAUCGUUGCCUUUGUUUACAAGUUGUGACUAUUGAGGUUUUUAAAGCAGUGUUUAUCUAGGCCCUCUGCAGGGCACCGUGCUUUAUACUCUAUACUUACACAGUGCUUUAUGAACUCCAUAUGCCUAAAAGUUUUCAUUUUAAUUAAGAAGGAAAAUAUAUGUAUUUGUAACAAGAAGGGUUGACAGAGCUGUAAAGACAGAAAAAAAACAUCAGUGUUACUGUUUAAAUGCAAAUGUUGUCCUCUAAUUUAACUGGACAUCACUGUGACACAGAUUUUCAUGUCAAAAAAGUUGCAUUGCAGCAUCCAGGUAAUUUCACUUUUUCCAAAUUGCUGUUAAUUUUCAUGGAAACAGACACCAGCAGCAUCUACAGCUAAACAAUAAAAGUCCAAUAAAACAUGGCAGGAUUCCUGCUGAAUCUUAAAAACUAUUUGAAGGCACUGAACAGGGCUCCUGCAGACCCUUAAAAAAAUCUUAAAAGGAAUUAAAUCAAUCCAUGUAAAAAUAAGGCCUUAAUUGGCAUUAGAACGUCAUAAAUCAAUCUUUCAAAAGUCUUGAAAAAUGCUUAGACAGAGGAAGCAGGAUAUUAUUAUUAUUAUUAUUAUUAUUAUAUAAACAAAAUAGUAAUUUACUGAAUCCCUCUCGCAUUUACAUCACUCAGAUCAGGAUAUAGGAAGAAAGUACUUUUUUUACCAAAAUUUGAAGUAGAUCAACAGACUUUUAAACUUGACCAAAAAUGUCAUGCUUUAUGUUAAAGAUUUAGGUGAAAUUGACCCUAAACCACAAGUAAUUCAUGUAAGUUCAUUUACAUCAUUUUUCCUUUUGUAAUCAUGAAAUUGGCCUUAAAUUUCAUUCCAAGUGGCAUUAAAAAAACCUUAAAAACUUAAAUCUUACUUGCCUUAAAGCUGUAGGAACCCUAUUAAAUUUAUUGAUCUAAAAAGACAUUAUGAAGUGGUUUUUAAAUGUAUUAAAUUAAAACAAAAAAAAACUGCCAAGGUGAGGGAGCUAGGAUAUUAAGGCAUUAAGUAAGAGGCUCUGUGCAUUUUAUGCUAAAAGUUUUUCAAACGAUGAGAAUCAAGGUGGUGGAAGUCAACAUACAGAGGGAGAAACACAAAAAUGCCAAAAAAAAACCUGCCUACAAACGCCACUUAUGUAGCAGUUCUGUUUUACUGUCGUUUGUGCCGCGAGAUAAACUAAACACAACAAUAAACACUCAGGCAAAAUUAUCCUAACACUUCUAAUUGAUGUCAAUUCAUGUUUUUUUCGUCAGUAUUGGUUAUUAUAAAACUGGUCUUGAAUUUAACUCCAAGUGGCAAUACGAAAGUCUUAAAAAGUCAUAAAUCUAACUUGCAGAGAUACUGGUAUUGCUGUAUCUGCCGGCUGAGAAAUAACCAUAACGUAUAAUACAAAAAUGCCAAAUAUGUGUUUUCUUCGCUACACAUUUACAUGUGUUACCCACAAAUAUUUAAAAACCAAAUGUAAGGGAUCCGUUUGAUCAUGUUUGUGUUUAUGCUUUUAAAAGAGCAAUUUUUGGCUCUCAAAUAUCAACAUCAGCCUCAGAAAUGUAGUUUUGCUCUGGCUUUAUACGCAAUUAUCAGUUUCGAUUUUUUUUGUGUAUGUGUGUUUUUGACCAGCUUGCGUGUCAGCUUGUGUCGAGGUUCCUGCCAGUGAUACUAUGCUGAUAGCAGCUACUUUAGUAUUACUUUAUUGCCAAGUAAAUAUAUUUGCUGGACUGAAGCUAGCUGAGCAGUUUUAUAUUUAUACAGUAGAUUCUGUAUUUAUUCUCUGUGGCACCACUCACAGAAGUAUUAGCUGCCUAGGCAAGUUUAUUUAAAUAGCACAUUACAGCAAAAGGGCAAUUUUAAGUGCUUUACAUGAAACAUCAAAUGUAUCAGUAGCAUUAUGAUACCAGUGUGCAGGUGGAGGGUUGUGCUGUCUUUCACAAACUGGAUAUUGCAACAGAACGUUUUUAUAUGCUGCAAACAUUUUUAAAAUACUGCACUUUAACUACUUUUUGUUGAGGUGGAUCUGGCUUAAUUUCAUGUUGAUACUAAUAAGAAGUGAAAUUCUGUUCUUUUUUUUUCUUCCUUUAACGUGUCAUGUUAAAGAUUUAUUCCACUGUGAAGUCUGUCUAAAAAGAAACGCUUUUAUGAUUGUUAUGCCUCCCUUGGCUUCUUUUUAGUUGCAUUGUAAAGAAUAAUAGAAUAAAAAGUUUUAUCAUUUGUCAUCUUUAAA
This is a messenger RNA of Plectropomus leopardus (leopard coralgrouper), 4703 nucleotides long. It is a transcript of the gene hyal2b, whose product is annotated as hyaluronidase 2b. Gene Ontology annotation, molecular function: hyalurononglucosaminidase activity; hyaluronoglucuronidase activity. The record is from RefSeq and is a predicted model, not a curated record. NCBI's taxonomy places the organism in Eukaryota, Metazoa, Chordata, Actinopteri, Perciformes, Serranidae. Gene Ontology annotation, biological process: hyaluronan catabolic process; carbohydrate metabolic process. Gene Ontology annotation, cellular component: cytoplasmic vesicle.